Molecule: messenger RNA, 1683 nt
Organism: Dovyalis caffra
Lineage: Eukaryota; Viridiplantae; Streptophyta; Magnoliopsida; Malpighiales; Salicaceae
Source: the annotation of a GenBank genome assembly
AUGGUGGAAAUAGAGGAGGUAGGGCUGAGGUUAGUCACACAAGAGGCGGUAGGGGUGGUAAGAAAGGAGGCUGGUAGUAAGAAAGGUGGUAGUGGUAUUGGUGGCAACUCAAAUAAAGAUAGCAAUAGUGAAACAAGAGUUAGUAAUGAAGGCUGCAACGUUCUACAUGGUGGAAAUAGAGAUGGUAUUGGUAGAAAAGUUAUCAACUUUGAGCAAAUUCUGAUUAAGUAUUAUAAUGGUUGCUUAUUUCACACAGUUCAGAAGGAUUUUACUGCACAGACCGGUGACCUUACUGGUACUGGAGCUGGUGGUGAUUCUGUCUAUAAAUUUCUGUAUGGUGAUCAGGCUCGAUUUUUUAGCGAUGAAAUUCAUCUUGACUUAAAACAUUCAAAGACGGGAACUGUUGCAAUGGCUAGUGCUGGAGAAAAUUUGAAUGCAUCCCAGUUCUAUUUCACUUUGCGUGAUGAUCUGGACUAUCUUGACGGGAAGCACACUGUGUUUGGAGAGGUAGCUGAAGGGCUUGAAACUUUAGCGAGGAUCAAUGAAGCUUAUGUGGAUGAAAAGAAUAGACCUUUUAAAAAUAUCAGAAUCAAACACACCUAUAUACUCGAUGAUCCUUUUGAUGAUCCUUCCCAGCUGGCAGAAUUGAUUCCUGAAGCUUCUCCCGAAGGAAAACCAAAGGAUGAGGUUGAUGAUGAGGUGCGGCUUGAAGAUGAUUGGGUGCCCAUGGAUGAGCAAUUAGGUGCAGCGGAGAUUGAAGAGGUUCUUCGAUCGAAGGAAGCACAUUCUAGUGCAGUUGUGCUUGAGAGUAUUGGGGAUAUUCCUGAAGCUGAGAUAAAGCCUCCAGAUAAUGUCCUAUUUGUGUGUAAACUAAAUCCAGUCACUGAGGAUGAGGACUUGCAUACAAUCUUUUCACGCUUUGGAACUGUUAUAUCGGCUGAUAUAAUUCGUGAUUAUAAGACUGGAGACAGCUUGUGUUAUGCAUUUAUAGAGUUUGAGACCAGAGAGGCAUGCGAGCAAGCAUAUUUUAAGAUGGAUAAUGCUUUGAUUGAUGAUAGAAGGAUUCAUGUGGAUUUUAGUCAAAGUGUUGCCAAACUAUGGUCUCAAUACAGGCGCAAAGACAACCAACUGGAUAAAGCGGGAAGAGGUUGCUUCAAAUGUGGUGCUCUUGAUCAUAUGGCCAAGGAUUGCACUGGGGAUCCUGCCAACAAACAUCAGCCUUCAAAAUACAUACUAAAGGACGAUCAUAUGCAGCGUGGUGGAGAUAAUAAUUCAAGAUAUGAAAUGGUAUUUGAUGGCGACACUCCAGAAAGUCCAAGGCCGGAAAAGAGACGUGGACACCAUGAUCCAGAUUACCAAAUUGACAGACAAAAGAAAGAUGGAAACGAGAGGUACAGGAAGAGUGACAGGGAUAGAGGACACAAAGGGAACAAAUGGUAUCCUGAAAGUAAAGGAAGUCGAUAUUCUGACAGGGGGAUUGAUAGAGAAAAGCAUAUGGAUAGAAGAAAAGACCGAAGUAAUGAAAGAAGAGAUGAUCGAGAUUACAGAAAGAGAAGUUCAGAUAGUCAGAGAGAUUAUGAUAGCCAUAAAGACGAUCGAGAUUACAGAAAGAGAAGUUCAGAUGGUCAUAGAGAUCAUGAUAACCAUAAGGGCAAGAGGGAUGAGCGAGAACAUAGACGUUGA